AUGAUUAGCAAACUCCUGUUGAGUUUUUGGAUACUCAGAUGCAUCAGCCUCUAUGGAGACCUGGCGGUUGCGCAAGAAUGGCCCUCGCCACUCGACGAGUCCGCGGACGAGAAGAACGACGCAGAGAUAUUUCGAGCGGUGGUCGAGUCCAUGCGACAAUGGACGUUGCACAAGCAAUUGCAUCACAGGACUAAGAGAGAGGUUUCUAAGGUCUGCUACGAGGAUGUCGGCUGCUUCGAGGACACGGGGCCCUUCAGCUACCUGGAGAUGCUUCCUUCGCCACCGAAAGACGUAGGCACUAGAUUUCUAGUGUACGGGAGCAGAAAGGCGAGAUCGAUCCCGAUGGAAGUUCCUGCGGAGGACAUAAGCGACAACGCAUACCGUGCCAUAGAUCCCGACCUACCCACCAAGGUGAUCGUACACGGAUUCGGAUCCAGCUGCGACCACGUCUGGGUCUACGAAAUGAGGUCCGCGCUAAUGACUGUGCACGAAUGUAACAUAGUGUGCGUGGACUGGGGUCCAGGGAGCGCAGUUCCUAACUACGUAAGGGCGGCUGCCAACACUCGUUUGGUCGGUCGACAAUUAGCCAAACUGGUCAGAAGCUUGAACGUGCCUUUGGAGAGGAUUCAUCUAAUUGGCUUCAGUCUUGGCGCUCACGUGGCUGGAUUCGCGGGCGCGGAAUUGGGAAACGUCUCGAGGAUCACAGGAUUAGAUCCCGCGGGACCAUUGUUCGAAUCUCAGGAUCCAAGAGCCCGACUCGACAAAACAGAUGCCAACUUCGUGGACGUAAUUCACAGUAACGGCGAACAACUGUUGCUCGGUGGUCUGGGUUCCUGGCAGCCGAUGGGCGACGUGGAUUUCUAUCCCAAUGGCGGUAGAAUGCAAACAGGCUGCUCGAAUCUGUUCCUUGGCGCAGUGUCAGACAUCAUCUGGUCGAGCGCCGUCGAGGGCAGAUCCCUGUGCAACCAUCGGCGGGCCUACAAGCUGUUCACCGACUCUGUCAGUCCCAAGUGUCGCUUCCCGGCGUUUCCUUGCGACAACGGAUACGAUGGUCUUCUCCGUGGUGACUGUUUUCCCUGUGGCGUGAACGGCAUGGGCAGACCCUGCGGUGACAUGGGUUACUACAGCGACGAGUCACCGGCCAGAGGACAGCUGUACUUGGUCACGAGAGAGGAGGAACCUUUCUGUGCUCACCAGUACCAGGUGAAGGUGUACAAUAGUCGCAGCGAAAGGCCCACCAAGAGUUACGGCAAGUUACAGGUAACCUUGGUCGGUGAGGGACCUUUCAACGACACCUUCGCGAUGACGCGAAAGGACGAGGAGCUUCUGGUUGGCUCGAUUCUGCAGAAGAUCGUUGUUCCUCACCCUGCGAUUUCGAGUCUGGAAGCUAUCGAGAUCAAGUACACAGCGUACAGCGGUUGGAUCUCCUCAGGCUUGGUGUCCUGGAGCAUCGAUAAAGUCGCCAUCGUCGAUAGCUUCGGGAAAACUCUUUCUGUCUGUAGGAAAGGCUUGAGUUUAGAGUCCGGAAAACCCAUUUAUCUUCCUCUCUUCGCUGGCGAAUGCAACGUCCCUGCGGAAUCAGAUAACUCGACGUCUCCGACUCUGGAGCGUAUGUUGCAAGAGAAGCAGCAAGGUGGUAUAGGGCCGUUCACUAAAGAACAGAAUUACGAAACGAAGGAAGGUUUCUCGGUGGAAGCGUUCUCGAAGGAGAGAAGCACGUCGUUGUCCUCGUCGAAAGGUUUGGGUCCGUUCACGAAGGAGCAGAAUUUGCGAAUAAUCGAGAGAAAGGAGAGCUUCAAAUCGAACAGCUUCGAAGACACGGGCAAUCGCCGCAGCAAUUCGAAUCCUUGGAAUAUCGUCGAUAUCUCUAGCGACGGUGACUCGAACUCCUUGGAAAAUUCAGACUCUGAGAAAGGCAGAGGAUUCUCCGGUUCUAACUUCUUCGCCAAGACGUCUUCGCCAGACUCUCCGACGGAAGCAACGACGGAGUUUCUGCCAGAAAUUCGAGAACCCGUGUUGCAAGUUGACAAAAAGGAAGCAGGAAGGUCUCUGAAAUUUCCUGAAAUCACGGAGCCUAUCCUAAGGCCACGGUCAGCGAGACAGAACACCAGGAACGAAGUGCACAGUCGCGAGAAACAGAAAGACGAGAUACAGGAAACUUCCUCGACAUCCGGAUCUUUUACCGUGCAAUUUUUACCGGAAAGAUUAGCUGGGAUCUUGGCGCAGGCUGAGAGGUACGCGAGACAAACCCUUCUUCCUUUGAUCUCGCAGUACACGCCGAGUUUCGUGACUGGCUCGCGGUACGAAGAACCCAAGUACUUUCCGCCCUUGGGAGGGAUCACUUCUGAGGGCCAUCAAGGGUCUGAUGAAACAGAAUUGAUCACUAAGAGCGAGCAACAAGAGAGACAGAACAGGGACGCCCAAGCUGAAUCUUUACCACCCACCGAAUCUGUUUCCAAAGAAGAAGUUAAAACGAUCAAUUCCUCUACCACUACGCCGAUAGAGAUACCUGCGAUCGUUGAAACGAUCUAUGCGGAGAAAAGUGGAUCAAAUUCGACGAUCAUCGAUUCGGAAAGUAACGAAUGGGUACCCAUAGGACCUUCGACUCUAAACACCAUAUCUAGGAAAGAUUUCAAUGUGUCCAGGUCUUUGAAUUGGGAAUACAAAAGGUACAACUGGUCCACGGAGUCGAUAUUGGAAAGUAGUAGUUUCAAACCAAAGCUGGAUGAUUGGGUACCCAUUACUGUUACGAGCGAAAUUCAAAUUCCCGAGAUACCCAGUAACGUUACCAGCGAGGUUAAUUUACCCUACGUGGUUGAUCAGCAGACCGGUGCUGCUCAAGUGGAAGCUGAACCGGUAAAAGGUUCUAGAAAUAAUUCAGAGACUAUUACCACGGGGAAAGAUGAAAGGAAGUAUAUUCCCCUGAUCGAUCCUGACGCGAAAGAAUUAUCGUCAACAAGCUCGAAUGAUAUUUUAGAAUCCAGUUGGAGCACUUCAACGUUCUCUCCGUACUCUCACAUACAAAAGAUCCCAAGGCCAAUAGAGACAAGAAGUAGCAAACUUGGCGCAAGUUCAACGAGGCGAAGCAUGGUCUUCCCUUACGCGUAUGAGAAGAAGAAGGAUCCUAGGACUAGGUACAUACCCUUGAUACCCGAGGAAGACUUGGGAAGAUCUCACUUCUCGAUUGAAAGGGAACGUUGA
Messenger RNA from Eufriesea mexicana, 3201 nucleotides. RefSeq lists its product as uncharacterized. Gene Ontology annotation, biological process: lipid catabolic process. The transcript has 7 exons. Bases 1 to 3201 code for a protein of 1066 amino acids. Gene Ontology annotation, molecular function: lipase activity. Lineage: Eukaryota; Metazoa; Arthropoda; Insecta; Hymenoptera; Apidae. The record is from RefSeq and is a predicted model, not a curated record.